AUGGGUUGGAGAAUUGACUGGAUAUGCCCAAGGGGCCAAGUCCUUUCAAAAAACUUUACACCAGAGAAAGCUAUCACAAAGAUGAGAAAAAUGCUCUUUCAUAGAAGAGAUAUUGACCACCACAACACAUUGCAACCCAAGCAAAAAGAAGAUUGUGAAGACUCUUCUGAUACUUCUAUCAAGACUCUCCAGCAAGGCCCAAAAAGCAAAUGUUCUGGGCCCAUGAUGGUUCCGAGUGAAUUUCACCUUGGGUACUUUGAUCUAACACCAGGUUUGCUUGAUAUGAAGCCUGUCGCGCAAGUUGUGGUUCAGUCAAACGCUAGCCUUGUUCGUCGUGUGCCAAAGGGCAUGGGCCAUUCCUCCAAUGCGUUACCGCCCAAUGAGGGACACCUACUGUUGCUGCAGCUGGAUCUUUGCUGGCCCAAGGAGGGUCACCAAUACCCCAUACAGGCAGCCCCUCAUGUGUCCCAUCUGAAGGACCAAUGUGUGGUUUCCUUGGAUUCCACCUUGUUUUUGCGAGCUGAAAAACAGCCAGUGAGAAUACAUUUAUUCGCAGAUGGAGCAAUGAGCGUCUCAAACUUCGAUAUAGUAGCAAUGUCAAUGCGGGGUAUUAGUCCCAGGGCUGAAGCCGUUCUCUUGCCACAACAGCACACUGACCCCGAAGUCCAAGCCGAUAUUGAUCUCCUGCUUGGAGAGGAUCGAGGUGCCGCGUGGCAAUUCAUUGUCCAAUGGCGCGCUGCGGCCAUUGAGCAAUUAAAGCUUCAGUAUAAGCUGUGGAGGCAAAUGGAGGAGGGAAGAUACGGCACCAAGGUCUUUCAUCUGAAGAGCACAGACACCCAUGAAACAGAGGAUAUUGAAAUUGGGGAAUGGGAUGGCUUUGAUGACUGA
Uncinocarpus reesii 1704 is the source of this 888-nucleotide messenger RNA. RefSeq lists its product as uncharacterized. The record is from RefSeq and is a predicted model, not a curated record. The transcript is spliced from 6 exons. NCBI's taxonomy places the organism in Eukaryota, Fungi, Ascomycota, Eurotiomycetes, Onygenales, Onygenaceae. The coding region runs from base 1 to 888 and encodes 295 amino acids.